This is a messenger RNA of Polyodon spathula (Mississippi paddlefish), 2982 nucleotides long. RefSeq names its product tetraspanin-7. Gene Ontology annotation, cellular component: membrane. The transcript has 8 exons. NCBI's taxonomy places the organism in Eukaryota, Metazoa, Chordata, Actinopteri, Acipenseriformes, Polyodontidae. The record is from RefSeq and is a predicted model, not a curated record. The coding region runs from base 91 to 840 and encodes 249 amino acids.
AGCUGUGCAGAGGCAAGUGGAGAAUCACAGCAACGUAACGCGACACACAAUCCCGUCCUGUAAUAAUCCAGCGCUUCGGUUUAGUAUAGUAUGGCAUCUAGGAGAAUGGAGACCAAACCAGUGAUAACCUGCCUCAAAACCCUCCUGGUCGUCUACUCCUUCGUAUUUUGGAUCACAGGUGCAAUCCUACUUGCUGUUGGAGUAUGGGGCAAGCUCACCUUGGGGACGUACAUUUCCCUUAUUGCUGAAAACUCCACCAACGCCCCCUAUGUCCUGAUCGGAACUGGUACUACUAUUAUUGUCUUUGGGCUGUUUGGAUGCUUUGCCACAUGCCGUGGAAGCCCAUGGAUGCUGAAAUUGUAUGCUAUGUUCCUGUCUCUGGUGUUCCUGGCUGAGCUGGUGGCUGGUAUUUCUGGUUUUGUGUUCCGACAUGAAAUCAAGGUCACAUUCCUCAGGACUUACAACGAAGCGGUCCUCGACUACAACGCGAAUGAUGAGCGAAGCAAGGCAGUGGAUUAUGUACAGACAAGUCUGCGCUGCUGUGGAGUGCAGAACUACACCAGCUGGUUCAGCAGCAAGUACUUUCCAGAGAACGGCAUCCCGCACAGCUGCUGUGCCAACGCCAGUGACUGCAGCCAACAGGACAUGCGCAAUGCCACCAUUGCCUCCACCAAGGUGUACCAGCAGGGCUGUUACGAUUUGGUGACCAGCUUUAUGGAGACAAACAUGGGCAUCAUAGCUGGAGUUGCUUUCGGAAUUGCGUUUUCACAGUUGAUUGGGAUGCUGUUGGCCUGCUGCCUGUCACGAUUUAUCACUGCCAAUCAAUAUGAAAUGGUGUAACGGCAAGGGAAGAGGGGCGAUGGACUGCAUUUAUCAUCCUGAAAUUGUGGAACACUCUUGGAGGACACUUCAAGAACACUAGCCACUCCCAUUUUCAUUCUCUACUCGCUUCAAACUGUAGUGCAAGAACUCGCACACUCCAUUCUCAUUCUCUCUGCUCACUUCUUAUUGUAGCACAUCAUUCCUUGACAUACAGUUGUGCCACGAAAACAAGCUUACUUUCAAUACUUCAACCCUUAACGAUCCCUGUUGGCCUCAAGAUCAAUGUCUCAACUUUAUAACAUAGGUCCUGUGCCACUGUGGACGUGCAUGUAGUAUCUGGGUUGUAUAGUUGCUAUUUAAAAUGUGUAAGCAUUAACGACAUUUCUAUAAAAGACAAAAAAAAACUGUUGAUACAUUCUAGUUUUCCAUCCAGUACAUUUUUAUUUUCAGCCAAAAAGUAAAGAUUUUCAGAAAUGAUGAAAGUAUACAUGAAAAUAAUAACAAGAAAAGAAAAACAAUGUAAAGAUGUAGUGCUUGAAGGGAGCACUUCUCGCGAAUGUUAGAGUACAGUCUUUUAAUCUUAUUGUACAUGUAACGCUUCUGCUUUUUGCUGCUAUAUUAAGUACAUCACUGCAUCUGAUCCUGUUAUAUUAUUAUUACUAAGAUGUGCGCAGUUGCUUUAUAUAUGAAUAUUUUUUGUAUUGUGUGUUAUUUUUUUUUUUGUUUAGUAGGUCGGUGAUACCCAAACAAGUCUAUGGAUUUCAAAUGGGGUUAAAAUAAGAAAAAAAACACUUCAGCAUUCUCCUGGUGGUUUGUGUAUAGUGUUGCAAUGCAACUUGGGGUGUAAUAAGAAAAUGUAAAGCAUUUCAUUUUUAAUGACAUUAUUACCUUGUAACUGCACAGUUUGAUUUAUAGUAGAACCUUAGAAUUAUGAACACCACCCAUCUGAACUGACUGGUCGACCACACACAACACCUGAAACCGGACACAGGGCUCCUGGCUUCUGUAAACGGUGUGUUUAAAUGAAAAACACAGCUCUCCUGGCUUCUUUUUGGUUAUUAUUAUUAUUAUUAUUAUUAUUAUUGUUAUUAUUGUUCCUCAUUUUAAAUAUGUAAACCUUGUAUUAAUACAGUACACAUACAAUGCAUCAUUGAACAGUUUGAGUUACAGACAUUUCAGUCUUAUGAGCAUCCUCCAGUCCCUUUGUGUUCAUAACUGUGGGGUUCUACUGUCAUUAAGUGAUAACCAAGGCUUCGCAAUGAAAGAAGAAAACAAGAGUCCAGAACAGUUUCAUUUAGACUUUAUUCCACUCCCAAUAGACUUUUAAGCAAAUCACGAGUCCAGGCUUCGUGAGGCCUACAAAUAAUGAGUUGAAAAUAUGGCUGUCACUUUAAAUUUAUCUGGGAAAUAUAGUUUAUCCUGCUAUAGCCCUGUUCAGGUGCACAUCAGAAACACAGUGCCUCAUGAAUAUCAUAAGCAGUUGUGCACUUCUGCCUUUCUCUUGCAAAUCAGUGCAGCUGCUAACUGUAAAAUCACAUGGCCGCCCCCCCCCCCCCCCCCCCCCGCCCCAUUUGCAAAGUUAUAGACCGCCUCUUGAAAACCCUGCUGGAAAACACUGGAAAAUGUUGUUCUUACUACUGAAACAUCAAACACCUGUGCAUUUACAGUAGGUCUAAAUGGCUUCUUCUACUAUAUUAGAUCACUGUUGCAAUUGCAUGGAGGGUCCCUUGCAGUCCUGUGUGCUGGAGUAAAGGGAGCACUGAAUUAGAUGACUGUAACCUUAUUUAAUAAAACUGAUGUGAGUAGCUCAGGCUGGAUGAUUCAAAGCAGCCUUUUGUAUUAUUCUUUGUGUACUGCUCAGGCUGGAUGAUUCAAAGCAGCCUUUUGUAUUAUUCUUUGUGUACUGUACGUGUUUAUUGUCUUGUUUUGGAGUUGUUGCAGGCUACCACCGUGAUGUUUGUGUAGGUGGAUCAGUGUUAAAAGCAAAUCUAGAAAAUUCAUUAGAAAAAAACUGCAGUUAGAAAGGAUUAUAAAAGUUUGUUUAAUAAAAAAACAACAAAACAAAACUUUUUAAACUCAUCACUAGCUAGCAUGCCAACAAAAGUAUGUUGAUAUUGUAAGCAAUUGUGAUCUCUAAUAAUAAACAGUCAUUACAACUUU